Messenger RNA from Tetrapisispora phaffii CBS 4417, 1599 nucleotides. RefSeq names its product DNA-binding transcription factor CRZ1 (gene CRZ1). Gene Ontology annotation, molecular function: DNA-binding transcription factor activity, RNA polymerase II-specific; RNA polymerase II cis-regulatory region sequence-specific DNA binding. Lineage: Eukaryota; Fungi; Ascomycota; Saccharomycetes; Saccharomycetales; Saccharomycetaceae. The record is from RefSeq and is a predicted model, not a curated record. Bases 1 to 1599 code for a protein of 532 amino acids. The transcript has a single exon. Gene Ontology annotation, biological process: regulation of DNA-templated transcription.
AUGAGUGAUAAGCAUUUAAAUUUGCUCGACGAUGGGCAAAUUGGGGAUGAGGACAUGCAGGUGUUUUUGACAGAGCUUUCCUUGCCUAGUGGUCCGAACCGUCAGCUUCAGCUUGGUAUGGAGUCCUCCGAUGCUAAUAAAAACAUGUCUUUGGAUAUCCAGACGUUUAAGAACUCCUGGAACGAGGAGCAGACUCGAUACCUGUCCCCAAUCCCCCAGCAAAAUUGUGGCAAUGGUGUGGAGGGCGGUGACAACGAAUCCGUGUACUCAUCAUCGUCGUUUGUCAACAAUAAUGGAACUGAGAACAAUUUGGUGCCUCUUUCUCCAGCGGUGUCAUAUUUGACCACGGGAGAAGAGGAACAUGAUGAUCUGUCUAGUAUCUACUCUGGUAGUUCGAAUAAUUUGUUUCCCGUGGAUUCGCAUGGGUUCAAGCAUGCCACGGGGCUGGAAGAUAUUGAUUUACUGAUGAUGGGUAUCAAGGACAGUGUGGGAAAUGAGUUUGAAAAUACAGCUUUAUUUGAUGUUCCAGUUGGUACACAACACACACAUAUCAACGAAGGGUUGGCCAGCAGUGGAAAUACAACACCAUUUACACCUACUAUAGGGCUUAACGAUUUUAUUGAUUCUUCAAUUCCGCAAGAAAUUAAUCAUAUACUGGAUGACGGCUUAACUUCGCCUGCUGGGCUUAGUGUGCCAAUAAUCAACAUAGAAGGUAAUAAUGAACCAUCCUUGGGUUUCAAUGACAACCCUGCUUCUUUUCAAAGCUCAAACACAAAUAUAUAUAAUGUUACUCCUCAGAUUAAUUCGAAUAAACUAGUUGUUACAGUAGAUGAUGGAAAGAGUUCGUUAUUGACGGACAUGAGCAAUGAUUUAGAUAAAGUCCAUAACGAAAUGAGACAAGGAAGACAACUCAAAGGGAGGCGUUCGAUAUCCCGACGCUCGUCUAGGACCAGAAGUAUAUCUCCGGAGUCAAAAGCAAGAUCGCUGAGUGCUAAUAGAGAUAAACUGCUGGAAAUGGCAGAUUUGUUGCCGGAUUCGCCACCGGUUUUGAACUCACAAUCAAAAAACACAAUGCUUUCUUUCAAUGCUAAUGUUAAGCAAGAGUUCCCAAGCGAUUUAAACACACAAGGAAAAUUAGAAUCAGCAGAAAAUUCGUUCUUAAGUGCAGAACCAAAGAGUCCCCUCGAAGAAGGUGAAACACCACAGAAUUUAUCAGGAACUACCAGAAGGCGAAAUUCAAAGAAAAAUCCAUCGAUAUAUGAUUGUGUGAUAUGUGAGAAGAAGUUCACCAGACCUUACAACCUGAGAUCGCAUUUAAGAACGCACACAAAUGAAAGGCCGUUUGUUUGUACUGUUUGCGGUAAAGCAUUUGCUAGGGAGCAUGAUAGAAAACGUCACGAAGACCUCCACACUGGUAAGAAACGCUAUAUAUGUGGUGGUAAACUAAAAUCAGGAGAAGCUUGGGGUUGUGGUAAGAAAUUUGCAAGAAGUGAUGCUUUGGGCAGGCAUUUCAAAACCGAAAGUGGUAAAAAAUGUAUCACUCCAUUAUACGAAGAAGCCGCAAGAGAAAGAGAAACCGCAAACAACUCUUCGAACUAA